AUGGAGACUCUAGACCCCCGCCCACUUGUCGUGUUGAAGAAGACAGCCUCAUCGACCAGUCUCGCAUCCAAAGAAGACACAACUGACUCAGCACGUUUUACCAGGAAGUUUGGCAAGCACAUUCAGAAACGGCAAUUGGAAAUUCCAGAAUAUGCCGCCAGUUUUGUGGACUACAAGGCGCUCAAAAAGCUCAUCAAGAAGCUGAGCGCUACGCCCGUAAUACCUCCGCUUGGAGACAGCAGCCAUGGCAGCGACAGUUUGGAUCCGCAGACUUCACUGCAGGCGAACAAGGCCACAUUCUUCUUCCGAGUGGAACGUGAACUUGAGAAAGUCAAUAAAUUCUACCUGCAAAAGGAGGCUGAGCCAGGGAUCGCCAAAGCUAACCUGACUCAGCAAUUUGUCGAAGUGAACGAAACAGCCUUUUCCAAGAUCUUGAAGAAGUCAAGGGAAAAGCAGCUCUACCUCGCAAGGGCUGUCGAAGUCCAACCAUGCUUCAAUCGAGAAGUCAUCAGCGUCUUGUCCGAUCAAGCAACCCAAGCUAUCCUUGACUUCUCAGGAUGGGCAGAAGGCGAGGGGAUGCAAGCACCCCUCGCAGCAGCAGAGCCCCGAGUGUCCGAACCUGCGUUUGAAGCACGAAUCGAGCUCGACAACCAGUUCAUCCAAGCCAUCAACACCGCAAACUCCGUCAAGAUCCAAGAAUGUCUUGCGCGCCUAUCAACUCUGCCCGAUGCACGCGAACAGGUCUCCCGAGCGUUCCUCGGUACAGUCUAUGACGCGCCUGAAGCUGCGCUGAAGAUGCUCCUCGACUCAAAUCUGGUCAACUUGAACCAAGAAGACGAGAUUAACGAGCGGAAUUGCCUACACAAAGCCGCGAUCAAAGGCCGCCUGGAAGUUCUGAGGCUCGGACUCGCGAACGACGUCGAUGUGCAUAUGACUGAUGUGUAUGGUCGAUUGCCAUUGCACUAUGCGUGUAUGCAUGGAUACGUUGAAUUGGUUCAAGAGUUGAUCAACGCAGCUCCAGAGACUGUAAACUUCCGAGACCAGGACAGCUUCACACCCCUCAUACACGCGAUCGUUCACUCAAAGCUCGAAUGCGUACAGCUGCUUUUGGAAAGCGGUGCCGACAUAACGCGACUCGGUCCAGGAGAGCAUGUGCCGUUGAACCUUGCAUGCCAAUACGCUUCUCUUGAGGUGCUUGAGCUGCUUCUGAAGCGAUCUGCUGAGAUGCUUCCAGACGCAGAAGGACUUUAUCCGCAACAUCUCGUCGCGCGAUCUGGAAAAACACCGGAGAUGCUCCUCAUGCUACAGAAGUAUGGAGCUAACCUCGACCAACCAGACAAGCUGUACCAGUGGACGCCGUUGUUUCACUCGGCAAGCGAGGGGCAUGUUGAAUGUCUCCAGACCCUGCUGCAGUGCGGCGUCGACGUGGACAUUGUGGAUGAGAAAAGGUUAUCCGCUAUGUAUUAUGCGACAUGGGAAGGCCACCUUGAGUGCAUGCGACUUCUAGCCUCCAGAGGACGUGGAGUCGGGCUGAUGACACAGAAGCAGACAUCGCCGCAAAUAACGUCCCAGAGCAUGUCGAGCUCCAUGCCUGCCCCCAUGGACCUCGAAGGCGACAUCGAAGGCAUUCCCGAGUUUAUCCUGCCACCACCGAUUAUACCGUUCCGAAGAUAUGGUCAUAAUUUCCUAGACACGAAAACGUUCGUCGUGAUCAACUUCGAGAAAGUCGGAAAAGACGCUAUCCGGUUCUACGAUGAGCAAAAGUACCCGGCGGCAAGGCUCACCAUAUCCUCCAAGAGUUCGGAUCUUAUACCCAGGAAUAUACUCCUGCCCAUACAAGACGAGUUCAAGGUCAUCUCUUUCCAGAUUGAGAAUAUUGACAAUUUCUCGAUUGACUUCGAUGUAUACCCAACCAUCGGAUCGAAAGUUAUUGCGCGCAGCGUAGCUUCCUCGAAGGUCUUCACGGAUCGUUCAAAGAGUACGGGUAGAUGGCAUCUAGAGCUCUUCGACCCCAGGCUUCGCUCGAUCGGUCGCGCAACGUUCGACUUCCAGGUUGUCAAGCCUUUCCACGGUAUUCCGUUGGAAAUUACGCACUUCGCUACGUACUGGAAAGCAACUAGCCAACUCGACUCACAACCUCACACUCUCAUCACGGGCUCGAGCCUGUCUGGAGACUACGUACGCCUCUUUGUGCAGUUGACAGCCGAUGGUAUUCCUGUGCUAUACCCGCGCUGGAAGAUCAACUACCAAGGAUUAGAGGUGCCUGUCAACAUCCUCACGUACGAACAGUUUGCUGCGAUCGGCGCCCAUCAGAACGCUGUGACUGCGGCACAAUUGGCUUCUACAUUGAGCAACGCCACUUCAAACGACAUUCCCAUGAUCUACCAGGCUUUGGCUUCCUCCUUCAUUACCCUCAAGGAAGCUUUGCACCUACUGCCAGCGCACAUCCAUGUAGAGCUACAUGUGCUGUUCCCGUCGCGGCUAGAGGAGGAGCAACUCAAGCUCGGUCCCACGCACGACAUGAACGAGUUUGCUGACAGGAUACUGACGAUCGUAUUCGAGCAUGCUCGGCUACUUAGGGAGCAAGGUGCUGGUGAGAUUGACGGCACAUUGAGGAGCGUCCUUUUCAGCUCCUUCAACCAAGACAUCUGCACCGUCUUGAACUGGAAACAGCCAAAUUGUAAGCCUACUCUCUUGUGUGAUCUGGCAUAG
Parastagonospora nodorum SN15 is the source of this 2712-nucleotide messenger RNA. RefSeq lists its product as hypothetical. The record is from RefSeq and is a predicted model, not a curated record. Gene Ontology annotation, molecular function: phosphoric diester hydrolase activity; protein binding. NCBI's taxonomy places the organism in Eukaryota, Fungi, Ascomycota, Dothideomycetes, Pleosporales, Phaeosphaeriaceae. The transcript is spliced from 5 exons. The coding region runs from base 1 to 2712 and encodes 903 amino acids. Gene Ontology annotation, biological process: lipid metabolic process.